GAUGGGUCAUGUGUGAUGGUUCAUUUUCAUAGUAAUAUUUUUAAUAAGACAAAACAAAAAAGUACUAAAAUAAUUCUGGGACAAUAGUGUAGCGUUUAGGACUAAAAGUGAGGUCAUGGGCGGUCUAAAAAUAGCGGGGUCAACAAUUCACAUCUAAUGCGCCGAAUCACCGGACAUGCAAAUCGUUUCGGAUACAAGGGGGUGCCUAUAUUUACGCACCAUUUUAAAAUGUUUAUUUACUACAGACAUAAACCAAUUUGUAGUGUAUUUCAGAUUAUGCACUGCUUCACUGGUGAGACACACAGUGUUCACAUAGAAAAUGGUCCUUGAAUGCUUAGGUGCGCUGAUACACCGGACAGUACUGUAUUUGACAGAGUGGCAUACUAAUCAUACUAUAAAAGAUAUCGUUCGUACGGGCUGGUAUUGUACGUGGAUUCUCACACGACUUAGAAUAUGGAUAGAGGACACUCUUGAAAGAUAGUUUAGGGACUGUGUUACAACCUUAAUUUGUUUCUUGAAGAAGGAAAUGAUUUCCAUAUAUGUAUUACACGGGCAUUAAAAGAUGCUAACAACUGGACGAACAGUUACAUUAAUUUGUCCUCUGUUUUUAACCGAGGGGACCCGAGUGGAAACGGGUUCAUAAUCUUCAGAUUUGGAGGAGAACCAGUCACUUUCACUUCUCAGUGUCUUCUCCCUCUAGGCCCCUACCGACGCCUGUAAGCACAUUUCAAUGGCAAGUGUUCCGCUGUCAGAACGCUACAGGGCGGCUAUGGUGCUCAGUGGUGUUGGUGAUGCACUAGGAUCCAGAAACCAUUCAGGGGAGAAAAUCCAUGAUGAAAUACAAAAUCUCAGUUCUCUGGAUGUUUGUUUGCCUGACUGGAGGGUCAGUGAUGACACAGUGAUGCAUCUUGCUACAGCAGAAGUUUUGGUUGAUGCUAGUAGUGAAGACAUGAAGAAGCUGUUUGAAACAUUAUCCCAAAGAUACAAGGAACGAGCGACAGUACCAGAUAAGAUGGGCAGUGGUGACACAAAGAUGGUCAUUGGUGACAUAAAGAAUGUCAGUGGUGACACAAAGAUGGGCAGUGGUGACACAGAGAUGGGCAGUGGUGACACAAAGGUCAGUGAUGACACAAAGAUGGGCAGUGGUCACACAGAGAUGGGCAGUGGUGACUCAGAGAUUGGCAGUGGUGACACAAAGAAGGGCAGUGGUGACACAAAGAUCGGCAGUGGUCACACAGAGAUGGGCAGUGGUCACACAGAGAUGGGCAGUGGUGACUCAGAGAUUGGCAGUGGUGACACAGAGAUGGGCAGUGGUGACACAGAGAUUGGCAGUGGUGACACAGAGAUUGGCAGUGGUGACACAGAGAUGGGCAGUGGUGACACAGAGAUGGGCAGUGGUGACACAGAGAUUGGCAGUGGUGACACAGAGAUGGGCAGUGGUGACACAGAGAUGGGCAGUGUUCACACAGAGAUGGGCAGUGAUGACACAAACAUGGAGAUCUCGACAGAAAAAGGUCCAUCAUCUACAUCCUGUACUUCUGAACUUGAAUCAACUAUGCACAAAGAUGAUCAGACCUCUUGUAACAAAAGCAGAAGUUGUUAUGCUUCCAUGACAUCGAUGUGUAUUGGACAGCGAUAUCCAAGGCCUGAAGACGUGGAUGAUUUAAUUGCUGUGUCUGUUCACCAUCACCCAACAGGAUACCUGGGAUCUCUGGCGUCUGCUCUCUUCACAGCAUACGCCAUACAAGGAAAGGCACCCAGAGAGUGGGGAAGUGGUUUGAUUUCCAUAUUACCCAAAGUGUUGAAAUAUGUGAAGGAUGCUGGUUGUUUUACGAAGGAAAAUGAAGAUGAUUGCUUUCAUUUCAAAGCACAAUUGUUGAAGUAUCUGGAUGAUCAUCAUAUUACAUGUACAUCACGUGACACAGAUCCAAAAUUAUCCGAGAAUUAUAAGAUCAGUGGGUGUAACCAGUUCCACAAUGAUGCACCAUUGAUAGCGUAUGACGCCAUCUUGUCAGCUGGAAAGGAAUGGGAUGAGUUGUGUAGAAGGACCAUGAUUGAUUGUGGAGACAGUGACAGUACUGGUGUGAUAGCAGCCUGUUGGUAUGGAGCUAUGUAUGGUUUCAAUGGCGUCCAUGAAUGCAAUUAUGAGAAGGUGCAAUACCAAGAGCAACUUCAGUGUGCUGCUGAUAAACUUCUAGACCUGGCCUAUCCAGAUGAGAGGACGAAGAAAGAAAUUUCACAAGAACCAAAUUGUGAUCCGAUUCCCAUGUCAGAACGCUACGUGGCUGCUAUGGUGCUCAGUGGUGUUGGAGAUGCAUUAGGAUACAAGAACGGUUCAUGGGAAUUUUGUGGUUCAGGAAAAAUAAUCCAUCACGAAUUAAGAGAGCUUGGUGGCCUCAGAAAGCUGAAGGUUUGUUUGCCAGACUGGAGGAUCAGUGAUGAUACAGUGAUGCAUCUCGCUACAGGAGAAGCCUUGGUUAUAUCUAGUGGUGAAGAAAACAUGGCGACGCUAUUUGCUGCUAUUGCCCAAAGCUAUAUAGAUUGCAUGAACGAUAUGGGUGGACGAGCACCAGGUGCUACAUGUAUGUCUGGCACUCGAAGUCUUCAUCCAUUAGCAGAGAAAGGUUAUCAGAUCCCUUAUAAUAAAAGAGGUGGUGGAUGUGGUGCUGCCAUGAGGUCCAUGUGUAUUGGUCUGCGCUAUCCAAGACCUGAAGACGUGAACGAUUUGAUUGCUGUGUCUGUGGAGAGUGGACGGAUGACUCACCAUCACCCAACAGGUUACCUGGGAUCUCUGGCGUCUGCUCUCUUCACAGCGUACGCCAUACAAGGAAAGCCACCCAGAGAGUGGGGGUGUGGUUUGAUGUCCACAUUACCCAAAGCACUGGAGUAUGUGAAAAGUACUGGUCACUGCGUCAGGGAAAAUGAACAUGACUGGUCUUAUUUCACAACACAAUGGGAGAAGUACCUUGCUAAACGAGAAAUAACUUCAGGUAAAACUGAACCAAAGUUUCCAAAGAAUUAUGAUGUCGAUGCUCGUGAUGAGUUCUACAGAUCUGUCAGUUAUGCAGGAUGGGGCGGUGCUAGUGGCCAUGAUGCACCAAUGAUAGCGUAUGACGCCAUCUUGUCAGCUGGAGAAGAUUGGGAUGAGUUGUGUAGCAGGGCCAUGUUUCAUUGUGGAGACAGUGACAGUACUGGUGUGAUAGCAGCCUGUUGUUAUGGAGCUAUGUAUGGUUUCGAUGGCGUCCAUAAAUGCAAUUAUGAGAAAGUGGAAUACAGAGAAAGACUUCGGUGUGUUGCUGAUGGACUUCUGGACUUGGCUGAGAGGACCAAGAAAGAAACUGCAGUUCAGCACAAAGAAUCUUCAGUGGAACACAAAGAAACUGCAGCUCAACAGAAAGAAACUCCAGUUGAACACAAAGAAACUCCAGCUGAACACACAGAAACUGCAGCUCAACAGAAAGAAACUCCAGUUGAACACAAAGAAACUCUAGCUGAACACACAGAAACUGCAGCUCAACAGAAAGAAACUCCAGCUGAACACAAAGAAACUGCAGCUCAACAGAAAGAAACUCCAGUUGAACAAGAAGAAACUCCAGCUGAACACAAAGAAACUGCAGCUCAACAGAAAGAAACUCCAGUUGAACACAAAGAAACUGCAGCUGAACACAAAGAAACUCCAGCUGAACACAAAGAAGCUCCAGCUCAACAGAAAGAAACUCCAGGUGAACACAAAGAAACUCCAGAUGAACACAAAGAAACUCCAGCUGAACACAAAGAAACUGCAGCUCAACAGAAAGAAACUCCAGAUGAACACAAAGAAACUCCAGAUGAACACAAAGAAACUCCAGCUGAACACAAAGAAACUGCAGCUCAACAGAAAGAAACUCCAGAUGAACACAAAGAAACUCCAGCUGAACACAAAGAAACUGCAGCUCAACAGAAAGAAACUCCAGUUGAACACAAAGAAACUGCAGCUCAACACAAAGAAACUGCAGUUGAACACAAAGAAACUGCAGCUCAACAGAAAGAAACUCCAGUUGAACACAAAGAAACUGCAGUUGAACACAAAGAAACUCCAGAUGAACACAAAAGAACUCCAGCUGAACACAAAGAAACUGCAGCUCAACAGAAAGAAACUCCAGAUAAACACAAAGAAACUCCAGCUGAACACAAAUAAACUGCAUCUCAACAGAAAGAAACUCCAGCUGAACACAAAGAAACUGCAGCUCAACAGAAAGAAACUGCAGCACAACAGAAAGAAACUCCAGUUUAACACAAAGAAACUGCAGUUCAACAGAAAGAAACUCCAGUUGAACACAAAGAA
Gigantopelta aegis is the source of this 4324-nucleotide messenger RNA. RefSeq lists its product as uncharacterized. Lineage: Eukaryota; Metazoa; Mollusca; Gastropoda; Neomphalida; Peltospiridae. The record is from RefSeq and is a predicted model, not a curated record. The coding region runs from base 731 to 4177 and encodes 1148 amino acids. The transcript is spliced from 25 exons.